Periconia digitata is the source of this 1899-nucleotide messenger RNA. The record is from the annotation of a GenBank genome assembly. Lineage: Eukaryota; Fungi; Ascomycota; Dothideomycetes; Pleosporales; Periconiaceae.
CAACCAAUGAGCGGCUCUGUUCAGCUGGACGCCUACUUGUCGGAAACGAUGCACUUACACUGGUCAACAAGAACCAUCUGCUUCUACAUUUCUUCUCCUGAAUCACUCCUACCACAAUUCUCAUUCACCCGUCUAGUUCAAAAGAGCAAUAGAAGUAGGUGGGGAACCAUGGCUUUGCCUCCAUCCGCGCGGACGGGCCCGAAGCGUAAAACGAAGACUGGCUGCCGUACCUGCAAGGUGCGAAAGAUCAAGUGCGAUGAGACCUGGCCAGCCUGCAACUGUUGCGUCAAAACUGGACGCUUAUGUGAUGGCUAUGGCAUAUGGGGAGGGGGUGGCAGACGAAGCGAACAACGUGCGACUGCGCCAGUCCAGCCCCCCACGAAGACCAUAGCUACCAAGAUUCUUAUUCCAAAAGCACGGCCAGUGAACUUGAUCGGAGUCGCUACUCCAGAGGAGAAGUCGUACUUUGAGUUCUACACAUCGCGCACCGCUAAGAAAUUGCCUCCUGCGUUUGGGACAAACUUCCACCACUCUGUGGUGUUGCGAGCCAGUGCAAAUGAGCCAGCGGUGCUGCAUGCGAUGCUAGCACUAAGCGCGUCCCAUAAGCGGAAAGAAAUCGAUGGAUUUGCUCGUAUUGAUUCGAGUCCGACGCUAGACAAGUAUGAAAAGUUUAUGCUUUUGCAGUAUAGCAAGGCUAUCCAGUGCCUCAGUGUUCUCCCCGACGAGAAUAGUAGCACACUCCGAACAAUUCUCAUCACUUGUCUUGUGUUCAUCUAUAUUGAAUACCUGAAAGGAGAUUAUGCUGCCGGCAUCAGCCAUCUACAGAGCGGCCUGAGACUCAUCAGGCAAAUCAAACAGGAACGAUCACCCAGAGUCGAGUUGUCAGCGGCGGAUGCAAAACUUUCUGCGCGGUAUCACAGAGCGUUAGAUGAUGCCCUGAUCGUCGCCUUUGAAAGACAACACAUCGUAUCAGAUUACGCCUGUCGAUACGACCCAAAUCAUGUUCGACUUCCGUCAGAUCUGCUAGUACCUUUACCAACCAUGACUUUCAGUUCAGUGGACGAAGCCGUAUACUACAUAAAGGAAGCAUUCGUAUACGUGGAAUCCAGUCUUAUAGAGUUCCAUAAACCCCCAGAGGCACAAACAGAAUCCUACCACGUAGUUUUCCAACAAGACAAGCCCAUUUUACAAGGCCACCUAGACUUUUGGACGAACAUGUACACGAACACUGUCCAAAAAGCAAUUGAGAGGGGCGAUCUCUGCGAAGUUCAAACUUACAAAACCCUGCGUCCGUACCUGAGCAUGGCCGUCAUCGCAGUCGCAACAGCCCUGGCUGCGCAUACGCAGAUGGUAUACGACGAAUACACCUCCACAUUCUUCUCGAUAAUUACACAAUCCAUCGACCUCCUAGAAACUGGUGGGCCGUGUCCCAAACUGCUAAAACGACUGAAAAAGCUCGGGUGGACGAUAUCGAACCCGAAAUCCAUCGGAGAUGUCGGUCGCGUUCCACCAACGUACUUCACAGCUCUCAAAUGCAGAAACCAUCGCAUCAGGCAUUGUGCCAUCAAGCUUCUACAACUAGAGGCUUCGGAAGGCACAUUAGAUUCCCACUUUGCGAUUGUCGCCGGUGAAGUCGUGCGCCUAGAAGAGGGCGACUACUUCACUGGAAGUAGCGAUAUAUUCGAUGUUGGCGAAAUGCGUAAUUUUCAAAGAACCCAUGAACAUUCGUCGUUACCUGAAUCGAGGCGGAUGAAAAAGGUUGACGUAGAGCUUCCGACGGAUGGCUCGGACGAGAUCCGGCUUGUGUGCAGAAGAGGAUCGGAGGCGGGUGGAGGGUAUAUUCGUAGAACAUACAACGUUUCUAAUUCUCGGUGGAGUGACACUGAGCCGGACGAUUGA